CACCGCCCGCCAAGAUGGUGAAUGUUAUGAAAGGCGUGUUGGUCGAGUGCGACCCGGCGAUGAAACAGUUCCUGCUACAUUUGGACGAUACCAACGCUUUGGGAAGAAGUUUGUGUUACAAGACCUAGACGACACUCAUAUGUUUAUUUCGGCGGAUAUUGUUGAAAUAUUACAGGACAAAAUUGAUGACUUAAUGGACAGACUAUCGUUCCCUCUGGCGGAGAAGUGAACUGUUUUCUGUGCCCAUAUCACGUAUUUCAGAAAUCUUUCCCGAAACAAAACCGUGUCUGUGUCUGGUUCAUAUCAUUAAUUGUACAGGGUUAGCACUAAUACGAAGUUGGAUUGUAUUUUAAUUCACGAAGGCGUUCGCAAGCUCAGAAGAGGAGGGGAAGUAACUCUGCUUGAUGGAGACCCAGACCUCAGUCUGGCAGUGGAGACCCCAGAAGAGGCCACGAGACAUACGAGACCAGUUCUUUGAGGACGGCGACCGAUUCUGUUGUUACUCCGUCAAACAGUUGCCCCAGGAGACAGACAAAGAGGACAGCAAGAGGAUACCUCUGUUCCCCUGUAGCAUAGCAGGAUGCCCCGAGACCUUCGAUACACUCCUGGGGUAUGAGAGUCACUACAACAGUGUCCACCGUCACACCUGUAGCGAGUGUCGACGCUCCUAUCCGUCCAACCACUUACUGGAGAUACACCUGAGAGAAGCCCAUGAUCCUCUCUUCUCACUCCAGUCUGGGGAUAAGUUUGUAUGUCUGGUUCAAGGAUGUGAGCAGAAGUUCGCUGCCCCGAAGAUCCGGAAGAACCACAUGGUCAAGAAGCACAAGUACCCCGCCAACUACAGAUUUGAUAGAGCUAAACCAGGUAAGGCAGCUGUGAGGCAGAGUAAGGCAGGGGGUGACAUGGAUAGUGAUCGACAGAGUCAGACCAGGGUUAACAGUGCAAGUGAUCGACAGAGUCAGGCCGCGGGGGACUCAGGAACUGGUGGCCAGAAUGAGGCUGGUGAUGACAUGGAGGUGACCAUGGUGGAGAAGGAAAACAUUCCCCAAGAAGGCGUCGUCAGACGUGUGUUCACUUACAAAGUGCCUCAGAAUAUAUGUUUUGGUCAUGGGUCUACACGGAGCUUCCAGAGACCUCGGGGUCGCCGGAAACCCAAACACUGGCACCAGUCCAACAUGGAGACAGACACAAGUGUCCACAUUGAGAACGUUGACAUGGGGGAACUGAAAGAUGCACUUGAAUGAGUAACGUCAUAAACACAGCUGUAGGCUGAAUCUUACAUACAUUCAUGUCACUACGUCACCCACUGUGAAGCAACAAAGUAUGUAACUUGUGGUCGGUGCCGGUGUGGUCGGUGCCAGUGUAGUC
Messenger RNA from Haliotis rubra (blacklip abalone), 1368 nucleotides. RefSeq names its product zinc finger protein 511-like. NCBI's taxonomy places the organism in Eukaryota, Metazoa, Mollusca, Gastropoda, Lepetellida, Haliotidae. The record is from RefSeq and is a predicted model, not a curated record. Bases 405 to 1244 code for a protein of 279 amino acids. The transcript has 7 exons.